Rosa rugosa (rugosa rose) is the source of this 1859-nucleotide messenger RNA. RefSeq names its product adenylosuccinate synthetase 2, chloroplastic-like. The transcript has 5 exons. Gene Ontology annotation, molecular function: adenylosuccinate synthase activity; GTP binding. The record is from RefSeq and is a predicted model, not a curated record. NCBI's taxonomy places the organism in Eukaryota, Viridiplantae, Streptophyta, Magnoliopsida, Rosales, Rosaceae. The coding region runs from base 169 to 1650 and encodes 493 amino acids. Gene Ontology annotation, biological process: 'de novo' AMP biosynthetic process; IMP metabolic process. Gene Ontology annotation, cellular component: cytoplasm.
CCAGAUUUUGUGAAUUAAAAUAUAUAAGGGCGUUUUGGGGAAGACAAGAGUGAGUGGCUCUGUCACAGUCGUCUCAGCAGCCUUCCGCCUCCUUUUUCUUCUUUGCUUCUUCUUCUCCUCCUCUCUUUGGUUCUGGGUUUUGUCAUUGCUGCCCAAAAGUGCUUCACCAUGAACAACCUCUCAGCCUUUGCAGCCCUUGAUGCCAACCCACUCUCCAAAACAUGCUAUUUGGGCACCCACCACAACAGGUUUAAUCUCCUCCAGCGCCCCAGAAAUGUUGUUGUAUGCUCAGUGAAGCCCUCAGUUGCCUCCCCCUCAUUGCUAAGUGUGGCUGGGUCCCCCAACAGUGGGCCUAAUCGAAUUGAGUCUCUAACCCAGGUCUCAGGAGUUUUGGGGUGCCAGUGGGGUGAUGAAGGUAAAGGCAAACUCGUUGACAUCUUGGCCGAGCACUUUGACAUUGUUGCUCGUUGUCAGGGAGGAGCUAAUGCUGGACACACCAUUUACAAUGCAGAAGGAAAGAAGUUUGCACUUCACCUUGUUCCCUCAGGUAUUCUCAAUGAGGAUACUCUCUGUGUUAUAGGGAAUGGUGUUGUGGUGCAUCUUCCGGGCCUCUUUAAAGAGAUUGAUGGCCUCGAAUCUAAUGGAGUGUCUUGCAAGGGAAGGAUAUUGGUCUCUGAUCGUGCUCACCUCUUAUUUGAUUUCCACCAAGCAGUGGAUGGGCUUCGAGAAUCCGAGCUUGCUAAAUCUUUCAUUGGUACUACCAAGAGAGGCAUUGGACCUUGUUACUCUAGCAAGGUUAUCCGGAAUGGCAUUCGAGUUGGUGACUUGAGGCACAUGGAUACUUUACCUCAGAAGCUAGAUCUUCUGUUGUCAGAUGCUGCAUCAAGAUUCAAAGGUUUUGAGUAUGGCCCCCAGAUGCUUAGAGAAGAAGUAGAAAAGUACAAGAGAUUUGCUGAGAGAUUGGAACCCUUCAUUGCUGAUACUGUACUUGUUGUGAAUGAAGCCAUCUCUGAGAAGAAAAAGAUUUUAGUUGAAGGGGGUCAGGCAACAAUGUUGGAUAUUGACUUUGGAACGUACCCCUUUGUCACUUCCUCAAGUCCUUCAGCUGGUGGGAUUUGUACCGGUCUUGGCAUUGCUCCCAGAGUUUUAGGUGAUCUCGUUGGAGUGGUGAAAGCAUACACUACAAGAGUUGGUUCUGGUCCUUUCCCCACAGAAAACUUAGGUAAAGAGGGUGACCUUCUUAGGUUGCAAGGUCAGGAGUUUGGCACAACUACUGGUCGCCCUCGUCGCUGUGGUUGGCUUGAUAUAGUAGCACUGAAAUACUGCUGCCAGAUUAAUGGCUUUUCUUCUGUCAAUCUCACCAAACUAGAUGUUUUGUCUGAUUUUCCCGCAAUUCAGUUGGGUGUUGCCUACAAAACUAGUGACGGCACACCAAUCAAAUCAUUCCCUGGAGAUCUUCGCCUUCUUGAGCAAGUGAAGGUGGAAUAUGAAGUAUUGCCCGGAUGGAAUACUGACAUCUCUAAUGUAAGAAGCUACUCUGAACUUCCAAAGGCUGCACGUCAGUACGUGGAAAGAAUAGAAGAACUUGUUGGUGUACCUAUCCAUUACAUUGGUGUCGGGCCUGGACGUGAUGCCCUCAUUUACAAAUAGUCAUCACAUUAAAUGUUGGGAGAUGUUUCGCAUGGCUAUGACUUUGAUGUACCACACCCAAGCAUUGACUCUGUUCUUUUUAGGUCUUGGGUAAAUUUUGUUUCAGUACCAUUGCUUGUUGUAAUGCAUGAAUUGCUAGGUAGGAAUAUCUGCAACAAUUGGAGCUUGAGGGAAUUUCUCUAUUUUGAAAAACUUCUGAUUGCUUUGAA